AUGUCUCGAUUGGAAUCGCUUAAGUCGUUUCUAACGGAGCGGCUAUCAGCAGCUGCUAAGGAGAUAUUUGUCGUGAUGGAACAAACGAUAACCAAGUGUGAGGGAGACAUUUCCCGUGCCAACCAGGAGAACGCGCGUCUACGAAGCCUAGUUUUGGACGUCACGGUGAACCCUGAAAUGCUAGUCUCAGGUCUGCAGCUAGCUAGGCGGGUAGCUAUGCAGUUUAUGUAGAAAUUCUUAAAUUAUACUCUGACCUAUCUAUGUAUUUUUCAUGAUCGUCGACAGAUGCGGAGCAAGGCGCAGCGUGAUAGGCGUACAUACUUUAUUAAGUGUACACAACACGAACCAAAACAACAAACCAAACGAUACGUGAAGUCCUAGGUCAUAACACAAACCUUUCGGAUCAAGAUCCCACAAAAUAACAGUGCCAAACAGGCUGCCUAAGUAUGGUCCCCAAUCAGAGACAACAAGCUACAGCUGCCUCUGAUUGGGAACCACCCUGGCCAACAUAGAUAUACACGAACUAGAACACAAACCUAGAGAACUAAACAAUGAAACCUACACACCCUGGCUCAACAUAUAAGAGUCCCCAGAGCCAGGGCGUGACAGUAUUACCGUCUCUCUAGCUAGCCCAUAUAUCUACCGUAGGUUGUAAUUGUAGCUACAUUAUGGCACUGUUAUUGUGCAGUAUUGGAUAAUGGUACAGUAUCAAUUUAAGGUGUAGCUUGCUUUAAUAAUAUAACAAUAUGUGCCAUUUGAUGAGGUGGAUGUUUUUUCAGAUUCUCGGAUGCUCACUCUCUCAGGCUCAAUGAAGGGCCCCCCUGAGCGGCAGGAGUGGAGCCCCUGUCUGAGACAGGAGGACCCAGAGCCCACACUGAUCAAGGAGGAUCAGGAGGGCAGGACCAGCCAUUGGAAAGAGCAGUCUCCUUACAUGAAAGACUCACCUCAGUCCUCACAUGCAUACCAAACUGUAGACUCAUCGGCACUCGCUGACACAGAGACCGGCAGGAGAAUGGGCAAGCUUCAACCAUGCCGUGACUCUCAGCCUCCCUCAGAGGGAAAUACAGACAGCCCCUCAGCCCGGAGUGAAAGCCCCAGUGAGAGUGAGAGCAAGGAGAGUGAUGCUGAGUACCAACAACUGCAAUUGAAAAACCCACACAGGAGAGGAAGUGGAAAGGGCCAGAGAGUAAGGGGUCAAAGUUUGAAGGUCAGCGGGAGAAAGGGAGCAGAGACCUCCUUCCAGGAGUCUCCAUCCUUCUCCAUCCAGAUUCAACAACCCUCAUUCACCUGUAAG
Messenger RNA from Coregonus sp. 'balchen', 1294 nucleotides. NCBI's taxonomy places the organism in Eukaryota, Metazoa, Chordata, Actinopteri, Salmoniformes, Salmonidae. The record is from the annotation of a GenBank genome assembly.